AUGUUUCACCUAAUCGUCUAUACACAAGAGCAUUCCAGCCAUUUUAACGACUUUCUAACCCUGUUCGAAAAUGUAUACGAUCGGAAUGGGAACCGAAUUUCAAACCAUGGAGAACACCCUGGGGGAGACAACAAGGGUGAUACCAAUGAUAAUACGUCGACAUUGGACAAAAGGGUGUCUGAAGAAAGGGCACCGAUCAAGCAGAAGGUUUCUCAAGACGGGGGAGGGGGCCCAAAGGUUCAUCAUUUUACAUCAUCCUUUUUGCAACUUUACAUAAAUGACGAAAAGAAUUUCGAUUUAUACUUAAUAGACGACAACACCAACAACGAAAGCGACAACGGAGGAGGAGCAAUAUCCGUGGCAGUAUCGGGGAUUGGCACGGAAGCCCCCCGCCAGGAAGUGCAAAAGGUCUCCCUCGAUGUUGCUGAGGAUUUUGCUAAGGAUGUUGCGAAGGAUGUUGCGAAGGAUAUAUCUCCUCCUACCCAUAAGAGGGGAAUCUGCGGAAGGGAAAAUGAAGACAUAAAAAGGAAUCAAAGGAGUAGCAAAAAAGGAGGAGGAAAACGAGAAAAAGGCACUUCCGUGAAAAGGCCAAAGGAAGGAAUUAAUCAGAAGGAUACUCACCCGCACGAGGAUGAUAAAAGCAGGAGAGUGAACCUACCUCUGCAUCGGUCCCACAUGCUAUUCAUUCUGUCGCUUCCGACACACUUCCCCUUCGAACACCUCUACCGCUUGAUCAAUGCUUACACAGACUUCAUCGUACAGAUAAAGGUUUUCCAUGUGCGCAGUAAUAUCUCCUUCUUGGAUGAAGAGGAAUAUCCCAGAGAGGAGUUUGGAGGGAGUUUCUCCACCAUUGGUAUGAAUGAAGACAAACAUCUUAUCCCGGUGGAUACCCGCAGUGGAAAAAGUUCAUACGGAAAGCAAUUGGACCAGUACAGCAGGGGUAGUGAAGGCAACCCGCGUGAAGAGGGCGCCUGUACAUGCGAAGUCGAAGGAGUGGUCAUGCACGAACGAAUACACAGCGUGGUAAAGAGGAGAUUAAAAAAAAAAAAAAAAAUUAAAAGUUACUCCGUGAUGAUUUUCUUCAAAACACAAAUAUACGCUGACAUGUUUUAUAGUGAGUACCACUGUGCAAAUUUAAAUCAUCUAGUGGAGAGUCGAAAAGGAGAGUGGCAGCACAACAUGGUGGACAAAACGAGCGACAAGGGGUAUCCUGAUUGGUAUGUCUACUGCGCGUUCGUCAGUUUAGUGUACUACAUUUUGGAUGGAGAAGUGGGGUUCCCCCAGGUGGACGCAAAGGUAGACGCAAAGGUGAACGCAGAGGUGAAUGCAGAGGUGGAUGCAAAGAUGAACGCAAAGAUGAAUGCAAAGAUGAACGCAGAGGUGAAUGCAGAGGUGGAUGUGGUGUCCCAAGUAGAUGAGCCUCCGCGGCAAAGCGACGGAAAUAUCAUUGAGCAUAAGAAGGGUCAGAACGAAAAACACGGGAGAGUGAAUUACCUCUCCUCCAGUGGGAACAACAACCUAUUCGACAUAAAUUACUUUGAGACCUUUCAAAAAGGUAUAGUGACUGAUGGAAACACGUGCAUAUCAACAUGUCCACUUUGCAUGGAGUUGCUUUGCGAGGAGGUGUGCUUUACCCUAACGAGGAGCAGAAAAUGGCACUCCCGAAAAAAAGGGAAGGAGAACCAGCUGUACGAUUAUGUUAAUUUAUCCUGCAACGUAUGCUCUGUGAUAUUUCUUUACGAUUCGAUGUCUCGGUUGUUGGGCGAACAUUGGGGGGGUCAAUUGGUUAUAGGUAUGGCGGAGGGUACACGGAACUGUGUGUCACAUUGCGUAGAAAAUACCGUUGACCAUAGUACUGAGGACCACAGAACUUGUGGUGAAGUGCUCCCCGGGAGAGAUGCUCGGAGUAGGUUGGCACAUAUAGUAGGCACCCUCAAAUGCAGAAACUGCAACAACGUUGACGACAUAUGGCUGUGCCUUACAUGCGCAAAUAUAGGAUGUGGAAGGUAUCAGAAGAGUCACGCGAAAUUUCAUAGCGCCAUGUAUAACCAUCAUUACUGUCUCAACCUGAAGACGAAGAAAGUGUGGAAUUACAUGCGGGAGGCUUUUAUUGAAGACAAGAUGGAGGAUGAUCAUAGUGAGUUGGAUAAUACCUGGCGUGGAGGUAAAGGCCCGGUUAACGAUGACUUCGGUUAUAAUACUUUCCAUCCAUGUGUAGAUGCACCCCUCCCGGGGAGGGGUGACUUUGUGGACGAUGAAUAUGAACUUUGCUACGGUGACGAGAGGGAGGCAGGCCUAGAACACAUCACCCAACCCAGUCACAUGGAUCACACAUAUUACGACGACUACUAUGUACAUGACAUGCAGGAUAGUUAUGAUAGCCUUAUUUACAAUAAAAUCUACGAUAUCUUCACAGACGAUGCCUACAUCAGUGAUGGGCUCAAGAACGAACUCCUCUACAGUUUGUACUCCCUACUAUCCCACGAGGCACAUCUUUACAACAAUAGCCUCAUCGAACUUCAAUGUAGAUACAUGAAUAGAGUGGACCUGGAAAGUAGGAACAUAAAAAGCAUACGAGAUACUGUCAGUCAAAUUGAAAAUCAAAAUAGAAAAAUGGAGAUUUUCCUCCAAAAGGUGGAGUCUUCCAUUAAAGCAAAGAACAACGAAAGGGCGCAACUGCAGGAGAAGAUAAACUUCUUCAGGCAUCUCAACAGUAACAUCGUUUCGCACCGGUGCGCUACGCGUGCAACGAAAAGGGAGAAAGAAGGUCGUGUCGUAAAGGACGACGACAAUGAUGAUGACUCCAGGAAGAUAAAGCGCCUCGACGAGACCAUCACCUCCCUGCAGGCGCAGGUGGAUGAGCUGCUGCGCGGGUUAUAA
Molecule: messenger RNA, 2880 nt
Organism: Plasmodium knowlesi strain H
Lineage: Eukaryota; Apicomplexa; Aconoidasida; Haemosporida; Plasmodiidae
Product: ubiquitin C-terminal hydrolase, putative
Exons: 1
Coding region: 1-2880 (959 amino acids)
Biological process (GO): protein ubiquitination; Ras protein signal transduction
Cellular component (GO): cytoplasm
Molecular function (GO): zinc ion binding; ubiquitin protein ligase activity
Source: RefSeq, a predicted model, not a curated record